Conger conger (European conger) is the source of this 2507-nucleotide messenger RNA. RefSeq names its product mitochondrial fission factor. Gene Ontology annotation, cellular component: peroxisome; mitochondrial outer membrane. The transcript has 8 exons. Bases 89 to 940 code for a protein of 283 amino acids. The record is from RefSeq and is a predicted model, not a curated record. Gene Ontology annotation, biological process: positive regulation of mitochondrial fission. Lineage: Eukaryota; Metazoa; Chordata; Actinopteri; Anguilliformes; Congridae.
GACGUCAUCAGAGCGGUCGGACACGGAGUGAGCUUUGGAAAGGUUAGCUAACGGACUUCAACUUGUUGCUUUCACAAAUUCUGGUGCGAUGGCCUCGGCACCGUUCCCGGGGGAAGGGUUGCCGGUUCACGCCCGUGAUCAGGACUUCCUGGAGGUCAUCCAGCAGCAGAUGCGCGUCCCCGACAGGCUGAGAGUCGGGCCGGGGCCGACGGGGGAAGAGGCGCAGGGGAGGGACGAUGACCCACACGUCGCCUACAGCAUGCAGGUGCCCGACCGGCUGUCGUUGAUCGAGGCUCCCGACCUGAGCCCCCGGCCCAUGUUUUCCACCCCCGCCAAACACAGCUCACAACCGCACAUGAGCGCGAAGUGGGACGGCCUGCACCCCAAUAUAAGAGACUCGCUGCAGAGCCCGCUGCGCAGGUCGUACAGUGACCACGGCUUCGGCAGGAGCCCCCCCUCGACCCCCACCCCGCCCAAGCAGGCGCUACACGCCCCCCCUCUUAGUAAGAGCGGGGCCCGGCCCCCCCACCCCAGUGGCCCCCCCAGGCAGCCUGCGGCCCCGCCCAGCCUGCUGUCCCCGAAGAGCAUGCUCCAGACCGCCCGAUCGCUGGGCCAGCAGGCCUCCCACCGCCUCCUGCAGACUGUCACUCAGAAAUACAGCUCCAGGUUCAGCGGCCCGGAGCAGACCCCCCCUCCCACAGCGGAGGCCCCCGCCCACCUGGAGCAGAGCAGGAGUGUGGUGGAGGUGUGGCCUAGUCCGGAGGAGGAUGGGGGAGGGGAUGUGGAGGUCAUGGUGCUGCGCAGACAGGUGCUGAAGAUGAGCCGGCGGCUGGCGGUGUUGGAGCGGCAGAACCUGGAGCACAGGCAGGCCGAGACGCUGCUCUUCUCCCUGCUGCUGUCUGCCUGUCUGCUCAACGGCUGGCUGUGGCUGCGCAGAUAGCCCCGUCUGCGCUCUGUCUGCGCAGACCCCCUGCAGAUAGCCCCGUCUGCACUCUGUCUGCGCAGACCCCCUGCAGAUAGCCCCGUCUGCACUCUGUCUGCGCAGACCCCCUGCAGAUAGCCCGUUUGCACUCUGUCUGCGCAGACCCCCUGCAGAUAGCCCCGUCUGCACUCUGUCUGCGCAGACCCCCUGCAGAUAGCCCCGUCUGCACUCUGUCUGCGCAGUUUGCCUGUAGCUGCUCUGGGCAGCAGCACUUGCACUGAAUGGCAAUGCACUAAAAUACAGAUGGAACAGUCCAAUGAAGAGGGGGGGGCGUGAGAUGGAUAUUUGGACUGGACCAUGACUGGGGAGAGGGGGGUACUGAGUAACUAAAGACUGCACUGACCACUGUCCACACACACACACACCACACUAAACACUAAACACACCACACACACACACCACACUGAACACACCACACACACAUAUACACACCACACUAAACACACACACACACACACACACACACACACACCGCACACACACACACACCACACCACACACUAAACACACCACACACACAUACACACCACACUAAACACACCACACCACACACACACAUACACACCACACUGAACACACCACACACACAUAUACACACCACACUAAACACACACACACACACACACACACACACAUAUACACACCACACUAAACACACACACACACACACACCACACUGAACACACCACACACACAUAUACACACCACACACACACACACACACCACACUAAACACACCACACCACACACACACCACACUGAACACACCACACACAUAUACACACCACACACACACACACACACACACACAUAUACACACCACACUAAACACACACACACAUACACACCACACUAAACACUAAACACAUCACACCACACUGAACACACCACACACACAUAUACACACCACACUAAACACACACACACACACACACACACACAUAUACACACCACACUAAACACACACUCACACACACACACACACCGCACUGCUGUGGACAAACGCUGUUAGGAUGAGCACGUAACUGACAGGUGAUCGGACACCGAGGCUGGGAGAAUUUUGGCACAAAUUGUUGUCUCAGAUCAUUUACCCAGCAGUCAGAGCAAACGCACAGGUAGGCACUACAGGAACAAUGCAUUAUGGCUGUUUACAAUACAAUACAGCUGUUUAGGUGGCUAAUGGAGUUGGUAUUUAUGUAAAUCCUGAGGUUUCAGGUUUAUUCAAAGCCUCGGGUGUGAAGCGUUCUGUUUUAUCAGGUAUACAUUAACCGCAUGAUUGUUUUUUCCUCCCAGAUAUACAGCAUCCCACUGCAGCCCCGCCUCCACUUUGAUGUCACUUCCUGCAUGUAUUUGUGCCAUUAAUUUUGUAGUGAAGGUUUAACUUGCUUGUCUAUAGAUUUGUUUUUUAUGAACCAGAUUUGUUUUGUUAUUAAUAAACCAGAUUUUAUACACCUAUUUAAAAACUUUGCAUGGAUCUCAUUUGAAUGUGAGUUUAACAGAUAAAUGUGGAUUUGAAUGGUUGCUU